This is a messenger RNA of Tilletiaria anomala UBC 951, 3226 nucleotides long. Its product is annotated as DAO-domain-containing protein. The coding region runs from base 357 to 3005 and encodes 882 amino acids. NCBI's taxonomy places the organism in Eukaryota, Fungi, Basidiomycota, Exobasidiomycetes, Georgefischeriales, Tilletiariaceae. The record is from RefSeq and is a predicted model, not a curated record. Gene Ontology annotation, molecular function: glycerol-3-phosphate dehydrogenase (quinone) activity; calcium ion binding. The transcript has 4 exons. Gene Ontology annotation, cellular component: glycerol-3-phosphate dehydrogenase (FAD) complex; mitochondrion. Gene Ontology annotation, biological process: glycerol-3-phosphate metabolic process.
CUCGGACAUUGAUGCGAGCCGGCCUCCUUGUCCCAUCUGUCCCUCUCCUUCGGAUUCCAUUGCAGGUUUCAAUCGUCAUUCCCAACAACCAUCUCCACCCUCUCGAAGUAAUGUCAAAAGCGGGCUCCUCAGCUGACCGAUUACGACUCUCUUUCUCUUUCUCUCACUCGAGCUCGAUUUAAGGCAGAGGUCCCUCCGUUCUGCAGCCUUCCUGUCGGCACGGGGUGCACAACUCGAUCACCUCUCAGGUCCGUCUUAAGUCCGUCGCAAGUUCAAAACCAGGAAGUGCUUUGGCAACAGCGUACAUCUGGCACUCUCAGUUCGCUUGACCAGUGAUCAUUAUUGCAGUCGGCGCAAUGCCAUCCUUACGGAUCCUGUCUGCUGCUGCCCGGCACAUCACGCAGGCAGGUAGCUCCCGGUUCUCGUCGAGGACAAGAUCGUACGUUUCUUCCGCUUCGCCUUCCUUCUCUUCCGGCUUCAGGUCCAGAAAUGUCUUGAUUGGAACAUGUGCUGUAGUCGCCCUCGCAGCCGUGUAUGGGACAGCCAAGAGUGUCGUCAGGAGUGAUGCGGUUCCGCAGGUGCCAGAGGACCAGCGGCCUCACCCGCUUUGGGUCCCUCCAACUCGCGAGCAAAUGCUCGCCGCGCUGAGGGCCUCCUCUACUGCAUCCCUCCGUCCAACGAGCAAAAAAGUUGCGCAGGAACAGGCGUUUCUGCUUUUACCGGCUGCGGAGGCAGCCUCCUCAAGUCCCUCGCCUUCUGCCGGUGUUCCCCCUGCUUCCGAGCACAAGGAUGCUCUGCGGGGCCAGCUCGACGGUGAUCCAAACGACCAGGGGUUUGAUCUUCUCAUCGUCGGAGGCGGUGCCACAGGCACCGGCGUUGCUGUUGAUGCUGCCACCCGUGGGCUCAGCGUCGCACUUGUCGAGCGAGAUGACUUUGGUGCGGGAACCUCGUCCAAAUCCACUAAAUUGGUGCACGGAGGUGUGCGCUACCUCCAAAAAGCAAUCUUCGAGCUAGACUACGAGCAGUACAAGAUGGUCAGAGAGGCACUACAUGAGCGCAAGACGUUCUUGCACAUCGCUCCGUACUUGAGUGACCAUCUACCCAUCAUGCUGCCGGUAUACAGGUGGUGGCAAAUUCCCUAUUACUGGGCUGGAACAAAGAUGUACGACAUCCUCGCCGGAAGCGAGAACAUGGAAAGCAGCUAUGUCCUCGGCAAAGGCAAAGCGCUUGAUGCGUUUCCCAUGCUCAAGAAGGAUGGUCUCGCAGGUGCUGUCGUCUACUACGAUGGCCAACAUAACGACACGCGCAUGAACAUCGCUCUCGCGCUCACCGCUGUACACCAUGGGGCCGUGCUGGCGAAUCACACCGAGGUCAUCAAGGUGUACAAGCAGCCAUCAGAGAAGCACGGGGGGGAAGAGCGCAUCUCGGGUGUCCGCGUAAAGGACGUGCUCACGAACGAAGAGUGGAAUGUCAAAUGCAAAGGUCUGAUCAACGCAACAGGUCCCUUUAGCGAUACUUUGCGAAAGCUCGACCAGCCCACUGCACAGGAGAUCGUCGCCCCAAGUUCCGGUGUCCAUAUCACACUCCCUGGCUACUAUUCUCCGCGCAGCAUGGGUCUCAUCGAUCCACAAACCUCAGACGGCCGCGUCAUUUUCUUCUUGCCUUGGCAAGGAAACACGAUCGCAGGGACGACGGACACGGCUGCACCUGUCGAAGCGCAUCCCAAGCCCAAAGAGGAGGAAAUUCAAUGGAUCCUGGAUGAGGUGCGCAACUAUCUCAGUCCUGACAUCAAGGUGCGCCGCGGCGAUGUGCUGUCCGCCUGGUCUGGGCUUCGGCCGCUGGUCAAGGACCCAGAUGCGAAGGACACGCAAAGCUUGGUCCGGAACCACAUGAUUAACGUCAGCGCGUCUGGGCUGCUGACCAUCGCAGGAGGAAAGUGGACAACGUACCGCGAAAUGGCUGAGCAGACAGUCGAUGAGGCAAUCCGCGUAUUCGACUUGAAGCCAAAGCGAGGAUGCGUGACCAAGCACACGCGCCUGCUCGGGAGCCACGGAUGGAGCAAGACAAUGUACGUCAAGUUGCUGCAGCGAUAUGGUCUCGAGACAGAGGUCGCGCAACACCUCUCAUCCACGUACGGCGAUCGCGCUUGGAGCGUCUGCUCCAUCGCAGAGCCGACGGGAAAGAGAUGGCCGGUGCACGGCAUCCGCGUCGACCCGCUGUACCCUUACAUCGAGGCCGAGGUGCGCUACGCCGUACGUAGCGAGUACGCGGCGACUGCCGUCGACUUUCUCGCGCGGAGAUCGCGCCUAUCCUUCCUCAACGUCGAAAGCGCCGCGAUGGCGUUGCCGCGUGUGGUGGAGAUUAUGACCGAAGAGCUCGGCUGGGACAAGAAGCGGCAGCAAAAGGAGCUUAAAGAGACGCUCAGUUUUUUGGAGAGCAUGGGUAUGACGCGCGCACGCAUCGACCAGCUGUCGCAGCUCGAUCUGAAGCAGCUCCGCACGCUCCGACAAGGCGACUAUAACGCCAAAGUCGGCAGCCUGGUUGCUGCCAGCAACCUUGACGAGAGGGACUUGCAGGCUAUCUCGAUUGGCAGCCGCGCGCAGUUCAGCAGCGAGGAGAUGGACCAGCUGCACAAGCAAUUCAAUACGCUCGACACCAACUCGGACGGCAAGCUCGACUCACGCGACUUGAAGGUUGUGCUUGACCGUCUUGGGUAUGAGGACAUUAAGGAUGGCCACAUCGCCGCUGCGUUGAACGAGGUGGACUUUAACAAGACAGGCUUCCUUCGCUUCGAGGACUUCCUCGACGUUGUUGGUAGCCUGAAAGACGGACAGAUCGACAACGCGUUCUCGUACAUUGUCUCCUCUACCAGCAGUUGGAAAGACGUAGACUCCGCCAAACCCAAAGGGGGGUCAGACCCUGUAGGCAUCAUGGCGCGAGAAGGUUCUGCACGGCGCGAUGCCAGCCGCAAGAUCCCGACUGAACGAUCUGGUGGCGGAUGGUAGAGCCGCCUGGCGCCGCCAAGCAACUGGCACUUGCCGCAGAACAAGCAUGGUAUCCAUUUUGCAUAUGGCUUGUCUUCAUCCCUGCCCAACCGCUCAUUUGACAAAUGCUAACAUGCAAAUUAGCCUCUAUUCAAGCAUUCAAGCCUUUCCGAGUCGAUCGUCAUCGCUCGCACUUCCUGUAUUCGUACCUGCUCUCCAACCUACUUCAUGCACAAAUCCUU